Trifolium pratense (red clover) is the source of this 1173-nucleotide messenger RNA. RefSeq names its product coiled-coil domain-containing protein 97. The transcript is spliced from 2 exons. NCBI's taxonomy places the organism in Eukaryota, Viridiplantae, Streptophyta, Magnoliopsida, Fabales, Fabaceae. The coding region runs from base 32 to 979 and encodes 315 amino acids. The record is from RefSeq and is a predicted model, not a curated record.
UUUCUCACUGGAAAACACAGUGAAAAAAAAAAUGGAGAUGAAGAAGAAGAACGAAGAAGUGAGUGAAGAAGCAAAAGAGAAAAUCUCAGAAAGACUCUCAUCUCUAGAAAAUCUCUGGUUCCCACGCGCUCAACAAUCCACCGCCACACUCCCAUCCCAACGCAAAUCCAUCUUCCUCGAUCUUCUCUCUCGCGAUCCAUCCCUCUUCCUAGAACGAUACGGUUCCAAUCUCACAUCCACCGAGUUAACCGAAUUCGACUCAAUGAAACACGAUUACGAAAUCAACUGGCACGUGACACGGUUACGGAGUUUAUUGAGUCCGUCACCGGAGGAAUUGAGGAAGAGGACGGUUAUGGCGAAGAAUAGACGGCGUGCUUAUUUGGAUAGGUUGAUGAUUGGUGCAAAGUAUUUUUCUGAAGAUGCUAUGAGAGAUAGAGAGCCUUAUUUACAUCAUGAGUAUGUUGGUAAGUUUCAGGAUCGUGUUGGAAGAUCGAUGGCGAGACCUGGUGAAAGAUGGUCUGAUACUUUGUUGAGAAGGUGUGAGGAAGCUGCUAUUGUUGCUAAGAUUAGAGGGGAACAGCAGAGGAUUGGUGUGCCUCAGAGGGAUUGGAUUGGUAAUGAAAACUUUCAAGAAGAGGAAGAGGAGGAGGAGGAGGAGGAAGAAGAAGAAGAGGAGGAGGAAGAAGAAGGUGAUGAUGUUGAAGAAAAAGAGACUGUGGAGAGACACUUGCCGCAGCCUGAUGCAACUGAUAAUGCCACAUCUGAUCCAUCCAGAGUGAGGCAUGGUCCAACCUUAUCUUCAGAAGAGCUGGAGGACAGGAUGAACCAAUUCAUUUACAUUAUGCAGCAGAAGUUUCUAUUAGGAGAAGAUCACGAACAUAUAGAUUACUCUAAAAUAGAUAAUGACGAGACCCUUGACGAUCAUUGGCAGAAAGAGGCCAAUGUUGAUGCAGAAGAGAGAUAUUUUGCUGAUGAUUAAACUGUAUCAGCUUGGUACGGCAGAACCAGAUGUGUAGAUAUUGCUUAACUUUUGACGGAUUGUGUUUGUAAUGUUAGUAACUUGCUGUUGGUAGCGUUUUAUUUCCCCGAGUUACUCUAGGUAUCCUAUUGUGCACAAAAUGUUAUAUUUGGUUCCGUACAGUAUAUUGUAGUAGAGGUUGAUUUUUUUUUUUU